AUGGUCCGGGACGCACUGGAUAGUUCCAACCACCAUUCUCCUGGCAUUUGUUGCCGCCUCCUGUUCACCAUCGGCCAUCAUCUAUUCUACACCUGUCUCCAAGGCACACCCGUCGACGAUGGAAUGUUCGCCCAGCAGUACAAUCUGGCCAUUGGCAGCGCCUUUGCAUUUCUUGUGCGGGCAUCAUUAGUACUUUCCAUUGGUGCAGUGUAUUGGCAGCUAUUUUGGCGCACGCUGCUGUCGAAAGACUUACCCCUGGAGACUGUCGACUCACUGACCAGCCUGCUCGGAUCGCUCGUCGACCUUCUUUUGCCCAGAAGCUGGGUGGGCAGUCCACUGUUGGUCGCCAUUGCGAUUGUUUCAUGGUUGAUACCAUUCUCGACAAUCAUCCCGCCCGCGACGCUUACUGUGCGGUUGAUUCCUGAUGUUGGACACAACCAGCAAUCCCUGAGAACGCCCAAUUUCUUGGCACGGUCCUUAGCCGACACAUAUUUACAACAGAGUGAUGGCGAUAUGGCGAAUGGGCCGCCUCGCGGCUAUUACGUCUGGAACACGUAUCACGGGCCAACAAACAACCUCGCCCGAACUGUGAGCAGCACUGCGUGCAGCGGAGAGCUCCCGAAACUGCCGUCUCCGGCUACCAAUGCAAGCUAUGUGCUGUCCUACAUAGCCCCCUCGCUCAGAUGUGAAGCCAUACCCGACUUCAUUCUGUCUGGUUUCGUUCUCAGCAUGGGCUGUGAUCCGAGUCUUGCGUUCGAGAGCGCUGAACUCUCCGACUCUUGCUACAUGUACGAGAGGCAGUCCGUCUGGAAUUACUUGUCGUGGGCACCGAACAGUACCGCGAAGGUUCCAUUUGAUAAUGGUUCCUUCUCCGGUGGCUCACUGCCGAUUAACGACGGAAGUCCUUCCUCAUUCCUGGGCAACUACGAGUCGUCUCCGGCAAACUUGUUCGUUGCAGUGCCUGGCAAUCUCUCCGAAGGCUGGAAAGUCUUGAACUGUUCAUUGUUCAAUGCCACCUAUAAUGUCAACUUCACCUUCCAAGAGGACGCCCAGAUGGUCAAGGUCUUGGACGUUAACAUCACGAAUCCAAUCUUACCCCUUUUCUCGAACGAUCGCCGUCGGAGCAACGUCAACAUCUCACAGACUGAUUUUAUUAGAUUCAAUGCUCAGUCCCUUAUGGAUUCACUGGGAUGCCUCAUGGUCGGGUCCGUUGCCACUGCCGACUCCACCUUCAGCUCCGAACAUGCUACCGACGGCUCCAUGGGAGUGGCAGAUGCGUUCACAACGGAGAUGUAUCCCAUUUACACUUCCUCUUGCGAUGCUCAAACAACUGGUUACUGCUCUGGAUCACAGUCUGUCACCAGCAGCACAGAAGCCUCGCCUACUUCGAAGUGGUAUCAACGACCAUUGGCAGAUGCUAUGGAGGAUCUGUUCCAGAACAUGACACUGUCGCUUUUCAGUCGCAGCGAGUUUUUGGGAGUUGCAGACGAAGCAUCAACGAACGUUACUAUCACCACAGUCCGAAACGUGUACGCUUAUAACAGACAACGUCUCUGGCUAGCCUAUGGCCUCGCUGUGGGUUUUUGCUUUGUUGUCCUCUGCGUUGGCUGUUUUGUCGUCCUUCGUGCUGGGGCAACGUAUAGUAAUAAAUUGUCUACUGUUCUGAGAGUCACAGGCGGAGACAGGGUGGACGUUGACAUUGAUCCGAACGACAGAGGAGGAGCCGAUCUUUUGCCAGCACAUUUGGAGAAGGCAAAACUUCUCUGCCCACUUGGAAGUGAAUCUUUCAAAGAGCUUGAUGAGCCUGGCGGCCCAAAGCAAGAGGAUUUCGCGGAGGCUGAAACGUCUGCGAUGAUUCAACGGCCGACAUCACGUCCAGAAGAGCUUUAA
Messenger RNA from Zasmidium cellare ATCC 36951, 1890 nucleotides. RefSeq lists its product as uncharacterized. NCBI's taxonomy places the organism in Eukaryota, Fungi, Ascomycota, Dothideomycetes, Mycosphaerellales, Mycosphaerellaceae. The record is from RefSeq and is a predicted model, not a curated record. The transcript is spliced from 2 exons. Bases 1 to 1890 code for a protein of 629 amino acids.